Messenger RNA from Brassica oleracea var. oleracea, 709 nucleotides. RefSeq lists its product as uncharacterized. Bases 142 to 681 code for a protein of 179 amino acids. Lineage: Eukaryota; Viridiplantae; Streptophyta; Magnoliopsida; Brassicales; Brassicaceae. The transcript has 2 exons. The record is from RefSeq and is a predicted model, not a curated record.
GUAAAUCAAAAAGAAAAGAAAUAGGGAUAACUGAUCUUUAAUUAAGCGUUUUUGGAACCGAUCGCAAAGAAGACUCUUAUUACACGUGUCGGCUUUUGUGAUUCUUUUUUUUUUUCUUUUCUUCCCCCAAAUCGAUUUGCGAUGGCCGGCGAAGAUUUCCAGUCUCGCGUCGAGAGGAUCUUCGGAUCUCUCGCCUUCUCCCGCUCCGCGUCUUCUACUACCUCCACGUCUUCUGCGCCGCCGCUGCGGCAAACGCAAUGGGGCUCGGUGUGGUCUCUCUCCGGCGCAGAAGUGGAGAAGCGGGAGUGGAAGCGAGAGCAGCUCGCUUCGUACGAUAGGGAAGAGAUGCCUUGUGCGUCAUCGCUCGACGAGAUUCUGAGGCAGCAGAGGAUCUCGAGCACUGAUCGGAAGGAGGGUGAGGAAGGUGGUGACGAGGAUUUUGGUGAUGAGGAUGAUGAUUGGAGCAUCAGAGCAUCCAUGGGCCUUGACCGUACUCUCGAUGAUGAGGACGAAGAAGAUGAGUAUGAUAAGGUCGCACUAGGGAAAGAGGAUGGUGGUAAAGGCGUGUCUAUGGAAGAUGCCAUUUCGAGACCUUGUGGUGUGCGGGUUCGGGACCCUCAUGCUAACCAUGCUGCUGCAAAAAUGAGGUUGAAGGAAGAUGAACUCGAGGCCAACAAGUAAGGUUUUCUUGUUUAUGUUUCUUCUUAUU